Molecule: messenger RNA, 2364 nt
Organism: Lottia gigantea (owl limpet)
Lineage: Eukaryota; Metazoa; Mollusca; Gastropoda; Lottiidae
Exons: 12
Coding region: 1-1917 (638 amino acids)
Biological process (GO): attachment of GPI anchor to protein
Cellular component (GO): membrane; GPI-anchor transamidase complex
Source: RefSeq, a predicted model, not a curated record
AUGGGGGUGUUGAGUGAUCCUAAACAAAGACAGAAGAUAAUUAAAGCUGUAACUAAAUAUAAUAAAUUACUCUGUGUUAUUUUGUACCUGGGAGGUGUGUUUGGAUUUCUGGCCCUUGCAUUUGAACCAUUUCAUGCUGGAACCUAUUUUUCUGAAAACGCUUUAUUACCAGGAUUAGUAGAAAAUGAAUUUCGUCUUGAUUCUGAAGCAAGAUCAUACAAUGAAGAAUUACACAAAGAAAUUAAGAAAUCUGAUAAAACUCUGCCUAAAGACUGGAUGUUUAAGCAAUUUCAAAAUUUAGGAUUAGAUACCUAUUAUCAUAAUUUUAGUCUCCAUUAUCCUUUUGGAAUGCCUAGAGACAAGGCAAUACCAGGCCAGAAUAUUUACUCUAUAUUACGGGCUAAAAGAGCUUCUAGUACAGAAGCUGUAGUUAUGUCAGUACCAUUAAGACAUCCAGGAGUUAUGCCCAAUGAACAGACCUCAGGUGGAAUAGCUGUUAUGUUAGCUUUAGCCAAGCAUUUUAGAAAACAGACGUAUUGGGCUAAAGAUAUAGUAUUUGUAUUGACUGAGUUUGAUGAGAUUGGAAUGCAGGCUUGGUUAGAUGGCUAUCAUCAAACAAAAUCAGAUUAUAUAAUAUCAGAAGAUUUGCCAGGAAGAAGUGGGCCCAUUCAAGCAGCCAUUAAUCUAGAAAUACCCGGUGAGGCAGUCACGUCCUAUAAUAUUAAACUAGAAGGUUUAAAUGGACAGUUACCUAACUUAGAUUUAUGUAAUCUAGUUGUGCGAUUAUGUCGUAAAGAGAGAGCUAAAGUAACCCUCAAUAAACAGGUUGAUUCAUAUGAAAGAGAAUCAUGGGAUAGCUAUAAACAAUCAGUAACAACCAUGAUGUAUAUGAUGUGGAACCAAGCGUCAGGUACACCCACUGGAAAUCAUGGUCUGUUUCACCGGUACCAUAUCGAAGCUUUAACAAUACAAGGUACUCAGGAAGAAAAACCAUAUAAAACUCUCGGUGUUGAACAGACCUCUAGGUUGGUAGAAGGAAUAUUCCGAAGUUUGAAUAACCUUCUAGAGAGAUUUCACCAGUCUUUUUUCUUUUACAUUUUACCCUCAACCAGAGGUUAUAUAUCUAUAGGGUUAUAUAUGCCUCCUUUUGGAGCUAUGAUUGCUGCUUGUCUCAUUAAAAUAUCCUUAUUUCAAGCUAUAGCUUUAUGGAUUAGUCGAUAUGAAGAAGAAGAAGAAGACAAAGAAACAGAAGAUAAGCAAUCAGACGAUGAAUCACAGAAAGUGACUGAUGCUGUUUCAGGAAUUGUAUCAAUAAUACCAGUAAUAGCUAUCAGUAUGUUGAUGGCAUCAUUAGCUUAUACAGGACCUAAAUUACUCACUAAUGUAUCUCAUCCAUUCCGUCUAAGACCAGAAGAUUCUCUCAUGUUUGGCUUGUUGGCUUUAUUCUGUGCUUCAGUUGCAUUUCCUAAAAUGUUCAAUAAAAAGAAACCAGAUCAUGCUGUUCUUCAUUUAGACUGGAAGUUAUUAAAGUGUAUAGCUUUGAUUGUCCAGUCUCUGACAUUAUUUUCCAUAGCUUUAAUGAAUAUUUCCUUGGCAUUUUUUAUUGGUGUUGCUAUGGUUCCUGUAACUACGUUAAUUGUACCAACUACUUCUAGGUCAUUAUUGUUACUAUUAUUAGUAUCACCAGCUAGUUUAGUGUUUAUAUCAUCUAUUAUCGCAGCCUGGUUAGAUCAACAUAAUGAUAUAUCCCAGUUAUUAUAUAUGACGUGGGGCAAUAUGAAACAUUGUAUAUUUAUGAAACUGUUAGAUCUUUAUUUAUUUGGUAAUUGGACCUAUACUGUGAUGAGUUUUGUUAUUUUUCCAUGUUGGUUAUUAUUCUGGGCUAUACCUAAUUGUAAUACAGAUAUAGAUGUAUGAUAUCAUUAUCUUUCCAUAAAAUUUAGAAAUCACACUGGUAGUGCGCGAUUGGUGAAUUCUGAACUCGUUCCGUCUGGUCUAAUUUUAAUCUUCUAUUGAACAGUUCAGAGCCAGAAAAGUCACAGAUUUUCUUUACAUUCUCUUUUUGAAUCGUGUACACCCAUUUUUCUGUGAUGCAUGUGGAACACCUCCUUAACCCUGUUUCUUCUUAAAUUGGACUUGUUGUAAAUUUUAUGAAGAAGAACUCGCCAAUUGAGUGCCCGUUAUUUUAUCAUUAGACAGUUCUUAAACACGUGAUCAUUUUUUUCCAUCACAUUUACACUUUUUUUUAUGUAUAUUCAAGAAUAUUUUUCAUUCAAUAUAAGUAAUCUAAAUGAUAAGUCAUUUGUUGUACUGUAUAUUUUCAUAUCACUUCUUUCAUAAUAAAAAUAUGUCCAUCUAUAGAUU